GGUUCAAACUCCUCCCCCAAAAUCCAAUCCCCAAUCCGCGCCGCCCCCAUUCGUCUCCCCUUCUUUUCAAAUCCCCUCUCCUCUCCUCUCUCCUCGCCGCCACCGCCUACCUACCUCCGCCGCAGGAAGCUUCCAGAAGGUUCCGGGAGGCCGCGGCGGAGAGGCUUCAGGGGUACAGGUUGAGGGAGAGGAAGGUAUGGUUUGGUGAGUCACAGGAAGGGAUGCGGAGCUAGAAGAUUGGAGGCUACAAUGGCUCAAGCCGCUGUUCAAUCUUCUCUGAAUGGUGACUUGUUGAUUGGGAGGGCCGCGGGAGUUCCGAGGAUGAAGAGGAAGACCCCCUCUGAACUCAGAGGAGAGCAAUUGAAGCGGCGUGCUUCUGACAAGCCUGCUAAUGACCAAUCACUCCAUUCUGCGGCAUUUGAUAGGGCAAGCAAUGGGUUUCGGAACCCAGAGCAAUCAAAAAUAUCGAAAUACAUCAGUACUCGUGUUACAGAGGUGUUCCCAGUAAAAAAAUCUAGAAACCUUGGAAAGGAAAACUUCAAGGAUGCUUUGCAGAAUAAUGAGAAGGCUCCCAAGUCUGCUGAUGCUGUGACAACUUCUGAUUUUGCAUCACCUUCACUCCCAUGUGGUUAUGGUGACUCUGCUAAGUUGGACUCUGCUGUUCCAUCACAUACUGAGGCAGCUAAACCAAGUUUUAGGAAAGUUGAGAAAUGCAGUGAAAAUGCUUUGCGGAGUGUAUCUGAGCUCCAUAUUGGUGAUGAGCAGCAGUCUGGCACUAAUAAAUUUGAUAUGGAAAAAGUACUCAAAGGUUUUGGAGCUCGUGAUGCUUUUGUGGCCUCUAAGCUCACUGACCCAAACAUACAAGUUGGUGUUGUACCCUCGAAAUCUUUGGAUUUGUGCCCUUCUGAGAUCGCUGUUCCAGGAAAAAGAGCUCCUUUGGAUCUCACCCUGAAGACUACUUUGCAAUUUGUUUCAUCAUCUUCUGUAAAGUGGUGUCACAAGAUAAGUACAAGUUUUGGUAGGAGCAGCAUUGUAGGACCCAUUGCCCAAAGUUAUCAUCAUGGGUGUCAAAAUUCAGGAUGCUCAAGGCCUGAGAGAAACAAGGAAUUCUUGUUCUCAAAGGCACUACAAUCAUGGGUAUAUCCACAAUCCUUGUUGCCUGCUUCCAUCAUAUCUGCAAUGGUAUCAUCAACUGUACGAGGAGAAAGUGAUUUUCUCCUCAAAAGGCAUCAGGACUGGGAAGAUUCAUUUCAGAAUCUUUACUACAUGCUCCGGAAGAAUCUGUUGAAUAUUUUUUAUGUUUAUACGCCACAAUUUGUUGCUCUCUUCAUCGGUGGAAAUUGUUUGGACAAGAAGCAGACCUGUAAUGCGUACCUAUCACAAUCAACACGUGGGAUACGAUCAUUGCUGCGAAGACAUGGUGUUUGUUUUUCUAUGCCUCUUUGCAACACUGAAGUGGAGCAGGUUACAGAGGAUGACCUGAUUGAACUUUCAGAAAUCCAAAAGCGCAAUCUAGGCCAGGCGCUCCACAUUGACGCUAUGUCUGAAGUCGACAACACCACACAAUCGCUUCUUUCAUUUGUGGGCAAUAAGAGUGUUCAUGGUUUAUAUGACUUCUUGUUGAACUACAAGUCAUUCUUAAAUUCUCUAUCUGCCACAGAUAUCCCGGUGUUAUAUUCCCCGGUGCCGUUUCAAAAUGGCUGCCUCCAUAUUCCAGAGGUGAAAUGCAAGGAGAUGAGGAAGGCAGAUAUAGGCCUGGUUUCAGGUGGGUUUGAUGCAGGAGAGCCUGGAUCUACUUUCGCUUCUUUAACGGGCAAUAUCUGCUAUAGCAUGGAAAUAAAGGAUCCCGUACUUCCUCCAUGGGUUGUUUCUGGAAUCUGCGCUGCAAUGAGCUCUGAUGCAAAUAGCUUCGAUUUAAUGAUGGCAACAGAGCCUUCGUCGAUGGGCUUAAACGCUGCCUUGAGCUGCGUAAGCUCAAAUUCCCAGUCCAAGGCACAUUCCUCUGAAGGCUGUGAAUCAUUGGGCAUCCCUGAGGCCACAUUGGUUCCCUCCUUGCGAUCUGCAUCUUCUCUGCGGCGCCUCAGCUACAAGGAUGGCGAGUACAUCGCAUACACAACGGUGUGAGCUACAACGCAACACCUCGAAGCCAUAGCUGGGAAGCAAGACAAGUACUCCUAUUCCAGUCAAGUGCAGCCACUUUUGAUGUUCUACGACUACCAAUGGGGGUUCUAUCUGGUUGAGCUCCUCCCGUCAAGAAGCCUCAAUGCCUCGUCCAUGAGACAAGCAAGGCAGGCAGGCAGAGAAGCUGUUAGCUGCUGCUGGUUUUGUGGUUUUUUUUGCAAGGCAAUGUGUCCAGUAUCUGGAAUCAUCUAACUGUUUUUGGGUGAGCCUGUAGAUUAUCUACAGGACAAUGAGCUGCUCUUGAAUGGUGCAGUAAUUUAUGGGAUUGUACAGUGUAUUUGAUGCCC
Oryza sativa Japonica Group (Japanese rice) is the source of this 2468-nucleotide messenger RNA. RefSeq lists its product as uncharacterized. The record is from RefSeq and is a predicted model, not a curated record. Gene Ontology annotation, cellular component: nucleus. Gene Ontology annotation, biological process: nuclear DNA replication. NCBI's taxonomy places the organism in Eukaryota, Viridiplantae, Streptophyta, Magnoliopsida, Poales, Poaceae.